Messenger RNA from Ceutorhynchus assimilis (cabbage seed weevil), 1437 nucleotides. The record is from the annotation of a GenBank genome assembly. Lineage: Eukaryota; Metazoa; Arthropoda; Insecta; Coleoptera; Curculionidae.
AUGGAAGAAGGAACCAGUUUAGUCCCCAAAGUAAUUGAAACGGACCCCAUACAUGAGAUAAUUAAACCCCAAGAAGAUUCAACAAUAAGUAAAUCUGACCCCCAAAACAUCCACUACGAAGGAGAAAAUACCCCUAAAGCAAAUGAAACGGACCUCAUUAAUGAAGUAAUUGAACCCCAACAAGAAGAUUCAACGAGUAAAUUGGACCCCCAAAACAUCCACUACAAAGGAGAAGCAAAUGAAACAGAUCUCAAUAAAAAAGUAAUUGAACCCCAACAAGAAGAUGCCACAAGUAAUUUUGACCCCCAAAACAUCCACUAUGAAGGAGAAAUUGCCAUCUACACAGACAAAACCACAAAUUUCCAAUACCAGUGGGACAAAGACAAAUCUGAAUGGGUCCCAACCCCAAAAAAAACCUCCUACUCCUUUGAAGACGACACUCACGUCUACACCGACUCAGACGGCACCAAACUCUUCUGGGACAAAGAAAAACACGCUUGGUUUCCUAAACUAGACGAAGACUUCAUGGUUGCCUACCAAAUGAAUUACGGUUUCACCAAACCUGAAGACCCCAAACCUGAAAUUGACCCCACUCUAACAAAACCAAUUGUUGCAGCAGAAAAACGCAAAGCAUCUGAGCCUACUUGGUUUGAAGUGGAUCAGAAUCAAAACACAAAUGUCUAUGUUGCCAAUUUACCUUUAGACAUUGAAGAGCAAGAAUUUGUAGAUCUAAUGCAAAAAUGCGGCCUGGUAAUGCGUGACGUGCAAACAGGCAAAUUCAAAGUCAAAUUGUACCGAGAUCAAGGUACUGGGGACCUCAAAGGCGACGCUCUUUGCACCUACAUAAAAAUCGAAAGUGUAGACUUAGCAUUAAGUUUAUUAGAUGGUUAUGAAUAUAAAAAUAAGAAAAUUAAAGUUGAAAGGGCCCAGUUUCAACUUAAAGGGGCCUACGACCCGAAGCUGAAGCCCAAAAUGAAAAAGCGCAAAGACAAGUUGAAGCUGAAAAAGCAACAAGAGAAAUUAUUUGAUUGGAGGCCUGAAAAAAAACUGGACGAACGUGCCAAACAUGAAAGAAUUGUCAUAAUUAGGAACCUGUUUGACCCAAAACUAUUUGACAAAGAUGUUAGUCUUAUUUUAGAAUUCCAACAAGAUCUUAGGGAGGAGGCAGGUAAAAUUGGAGAAGUGCGUAAAGUUACUAUUUACGAUAGGCAUCCAGAGGGGGUGGCUCAGAUUAGCAUGGCGCAGCCAGAGGAGGCUGAUCAGGUGGUUAAAAUGCUUAAUGGUAGAUGGUUCAUGAAACGACAACUAACUGCAGAGAUUUGGGAUGGCAAGACCAAGUUUAAGAUUGCAGAAACUGACUCGGAGAUUAAUCAAAGGUUGGAGGGGUGGGAUAAGUUUUUGGAGGAAGAAGAAGAGGAGGAAAAUGAUAAAAAUUGA